AGGGCGAAUUCUGCAUUAGAAGCGCGGGCAAACCCGAGCUGCGCAAUUGCGCUAGGCAUUCCUUUAGGGUUGCGAGGGAGAGCUGAUUAAUCGUCCACUCCUGAGGUUUCGCGUUCCAACUGUUUGGAUGGAUUUUCCCAGCACUUGGCUGACUGAACGGAGGUCGGAGUCAUGGAAAGCCGUGCAUCGAGCGUCUGUGUACAAGUGGAUACCGCGUUGGGGGAUCUACAAGUUGUAUUGAUGACAUUUAGUUCCCCGUCAUGAACUGUCCUGGAGUUGCGGUUUAAAGUUGGGGGCUUUAAGAGCGGGGAACAUCAUGCACACAGCGGAGCUUGCGCUCUCUCUCCUACUCGUCGUGAUCAUCGUUGUGUCGCUGCUGUCCAACGUGCUGGUGCUGAUCUGCUUCUUGUACAAUGCCGAAAUUCGCAAGCAGGUUCCUGGGUUGUUUAUACUCAACCUGACGUUCUGCAACCUGCUCCUGUCCGCCUCCAGCAUGCCGUUGACUCUUUUCGGGGUGUUGAGUAAUGCACAUCCGGGAGGACAAAUUUUCUGUCAGGUGGUCGGGUUUCUGGACACUUUCCUGACCACCAACUCCAUGCUGAGUAUGGCUGCGCUCAGCAUCGACCGGUGGGUUGCAGUGGUGUUCCCUCUGAGUUACCAUUCCAGGAUCCGUCACCGGGACGCUGUACUCGCUCUGGCUUACACGUGGGUGCACUCGUUGUCCUUCUCUGUGGUUGCCGCGUGCCUCUCCUGGGUGGGCUACCAUCAGCUGUACGCGUCGUGCACGCUCUGUAACGGCAGGGCGGUCAAUGCCAAGACGCAGUUCGCAAUUUACACCAUGGUGCUGCACUCGCUCACGUUCCUGCUGGUGUCGGUGGUGCUCUGCGUCACGUAUCUGAAAGUGCUCAAAGUUGCGCGCUUUCACUGCAAGCGCAUAGAUGUGAUAACCAUGCAAACGCUCGUAUUGCUAGUGGACAUUCACCCCAGUGUUCGUCAGCGCUGUUUGGAGGAGCAGAAAAGGAGGAGACAGAGAGCCACACGCAAAAUUAGUACCUUCAUUGGAACCUUCGUCGUCUGUUUCACCCCUUAUGUCAUUACCAGGAUUGUGGAGCUAUUUGUGACGGAGCCAUUUAAUCCAUAUUGGGGCGUGCUGUGUAAGUGUCUGGCGUACAGCAAAGCUGCAUGCGACCCCUUCGUCUACUCUCUUCUGCGACACCAAUACAGGAAGACCUGCAGUGACAUCACCAAUCGACUCUUGAAACGCAGCUCCCCGAAUGGCUCCGGGCAUCAGCAGGAAAACGGAAAGAUUGGGAGGGCCAAGGAAAUCGUAAAAGACGGGGGAGUCGGAGCCAGACCUGCAGACUGAGGACUCCUGUUGCUAUAGAGAUGAACGAUCACAAAGGUAGAGCUUCGACUCUGGAGGGAGAGAGAACAAUGCAGGCAGAGGAAACAGCGGGAGAGCAGGCUCUGCAUUUCUCAACUCAAAAAGAAUUUGAGAUGUAACUGUAGCAAGAGAUUUUAGUAGCAAAAGAGAUUCUUUUUUAUAAAAAUAUUUAUUGAUUCUCUUUCGUUCUUUCGUUCUUUCUUUCUACCUUUCCUUCUUUCUCCAAUCGAUUCUGAAGUCAAACUUCUGUAAAGCUGCAAGCCACGAAAGCUGCUAGUUAGCCAACAUUCAAAGAGAAUCCGUAGGCCCUGUUACGUAUCGUGGUCUGAUUUGUCUCCUAUGUUAUAGUGCUAAAGUGCUGUUUAGACUUAACGAAUAAGUGACUCCUUUGACUUAAACUGUAUCACACGGUCAAAUGUGAGAAAACAAGAUCGCAUUGUGAGUUUUUCAAAACAGAAUAGGAAAUAUUUUCUAGAUGAUGUUUUAGUGGAACUCAGUGGCAUGUGGUUUUGGUUUUUGUAGCAUGUAUUGUAUCUUCAGGGUUUAGAUAUGAAGCCCAAAAGCAAUGGGUGGACCUGUUCUUAUGGUGCCUUUAUUUAUUUUAUUUAUUUAUUUAAAACACAACCUGCUUUAUAGGAAGUUUAUGAAACUAACAAGCUCAUUUCAGCAGAGAAUUGUAGAGAAAUAACGAUGUGUAAACCAAAGGGUACAAACAGAGGAGAUAAAAUGAAUAUUUAUUGAGAGUGAAACAACACAGCUUAAAAAAUGUUGGAUUCAAUUCUGACGGCAUAAACAAUCUCUUUUUCUUACUUGCCUCUGAAAAAUAUGCGUGAAAAUAUUGUGCAAGUGCCUGAAGUGCUGUCAUAUGGGUUUACUUAAUUAAUGUUCUCUGUGUGGGAACACUGGCCACAAGAUACAGAAAAAAAAGUCUUGCAAAAUGGAAAAAGUGACUUUUUCUUUCCCUUAUCGUUUUACAAUGCUGUUCUUUGUCUAUGUAUUGUAUAUAUGCAUAUACAUUUUUGUAUUUUUAAAGAGUAAAUCAUUUCUACAGGGUAAUUUAUAUUUGAAUGUCACUCUAUAGUAAAUAUGUAUUGUUUUAUUUUUUUGUAGAGUGUGUAUGUGUGCGAAUAUGUGACAUUUGGAAGUGGGAACAUUAUUAUGUAUAAAACUACAUGUUUAAAUGUUUUUCUUUCGUGCAAAUGUAAAGCCUUAGGAAGAAACAUGUCUAUUUUUGUUAAGCAGAAAAUAACGUAGUUUUAAAUUUUGCUACAUAAAUAUCUUUGUGACUUUGAUGACAAUAAAC
Messenger RNA from Labeo rohita (rohu), 2687 nucleotides. RefSeq names its product G protein-coupled receptor 26 (gene gpr26). Gene Ontology annotation, molecular function: G protein-coupled receptor activity. Gene Ontology annotation, cellular component: membrane. The record is from RefSeq and is a predicted model, not a curated record. The transcript has 3 exons. Gene Ontology annotation, biological process: adenylate cyclase-activating G protein-coupled receptor signaling pathway. Lineage: Eukaryota; Metazoa; Chordata; Actinopteri; Cypriniformes; Cyprinidae. Bases 317 to 1366 code for a protein of 349 amino acids.